AUGCACUCGCUCUCCGGAUUCCUGCAUCGGAAAGAUCAGCCCAGGCUUACGACCAGGUCCCGAAGCGGGCACUGGAUGACCACCACCACCACCACUACGUCAGCGAGGCCGCACGCCUGGCUCCGGACCGUCACUGACUGGUUCGCGGGCUGCUGGGGCACCGCCUGUGGCAGCUGCAGGCACAGCAGAGGCAGGAACCAGGCCGCCGCCGUGGCUGCUGCUGCGGGGGUGGGAGGAGCGCGCCGCCACGAGGACGAGGAGCACGAGCCUCUGCUCGAGUGUCAGAGGAUCGAGGGGGAGGAGUGGUGCCCCUCCAGGCACAACAAGCGGUCCUCUGGCGCCUCGUGGUGCGACUCGGAGAUGGAGGGCUACGUGCCCAGCCGGGCCGCCUUGUCGUACCUGCGGACGACUACUCCGUACGGACAACAGUACUAG
Molecule: messenger RNA, 435 nt
Organism: Clonostachys byssicola
Lineage: Eukaryota; Fungi; Ascomycota; Sordariomycetes; Hypocreales; Bionectriaceae
Source: the annotation of a GenBank genome assembly